AUGAUUUCCCCACCACGUUGAAAGAAUUCGAAUAACCGAAGGCCCAAUCAGCUCUUUCGUUCUUGUUCUUACUCUUUUGGCGUUGAAGCCGGUGAUGCAUGGUUUUGUGCUCUGUAUUAGUUUUACUUCGUUUAUUUUGUAAAUUAAUAAUGGCAGAAAAUAAGGAACGCACCUUCAUUAUGAUUAAACCCGAUGGCGUCCAACGUGGACUCGUUGGGAAAAUAAUUCAACGUUUCGAAGACAAAGGUUUCAAACUUGUAGCAAUGAAAAUGUUGUGGCCAAGCGAAGAUUUAUUAAAGAAACAUUAUUCAGAUUUGGCAUCCAGACCGUUUUUCCCAGGUCUAAUUAAAUACAUGAGUUCGGGACCAGUUGUACCAAUGGUAUGGGAAGGUUUAAAUGCGGUGAAAACUGGCCGUGUUAUGUUAGGAGAAACAAAUCCAAAGGAUUCAGCACCUGGAACAAUUCGUGGUGAUUUUUGUAUUCAAGUUGGACGCAAUAUUAUUCAUGGCUCUGACUCUGUUGAAUCUGCCAACAAGGAAGUCAAACUGUGGUUUGGAGAAGAGAAGGAAGUUAUUGAUUGGGCAUCUUGGGCAGAGAAGUGGAUAUACGAAUAAAAUACACGAAAUUUUCAAUAAGGAUAUUUAUUGUAAUAUCUAUUCUUUUAUAUCUGGGUAUAACAUCAAGAAUUUCUUGUACAUAAGUUUGCUUGAUAAGCAAUAAACCAGAUUCAUAUAUA
Molecule: messenger RNA, 736 nt
Organism: Frieseomelitta varia
Lineage: Eukaryota; Metazoa; Arthropoda; Insecta; Hymenoptera; Apidae
Gene: awd
Product: nucleoside diphosphate kinase
Exons: 3
Coding region: 99-614 (171 amino acids)
Biological process (GO): GTP biosynthetic process; CTP biosynthetic process; UTP biosynthetic process
Molecular function (GO): nucleoside diphosphate kinase activity
Source: RefSeq, a predicted model, not a curated record